Molecule: messenger RNA, 5816 nt
Organism: Clupea harengus (Atlantic herring)
Lineage: Eukaryota; Metazoa; Chordata; Actinopteri; Clupeiformes; Clupeidae
Gene: rictora
Product: RPTOR independent companion of MTOR, complex 2 a
Exons: 39
Coding region: 288-5510 (1740 amino acids)
Biological process (GO): positive regulation of phosphatidylinositol 3-kinase/protein kinase B signal transduction; TORC2 signaling
Cellular component (GO): TORC2 complex
Molecular function (GO): protein serine/threonine kinase activator activity
Source: RefSeq, a predicted model, not a curated record
UCUUUGAAACGAACGCAAAGAAUGGUCUUAAUCUCAACUGUGCUCAACAAGGUGUUCAAUGCAGCCCCGCUUCGUUUUAAAUAAACGUUUUGCUACGUUUUGGCGGGGCUAUUCCGGUGUAAUGGACACAGCAGACUCAUUAAAUUAAAUUAAAUUAAAUUAAAUUAAAUUAAAUUAAAAAAAAAUAACCCCGUCUCUGUCAGUGCUCGAGUCCAAAUUCGCCCCCUAUCUGCGAGACUGGUCUGUUUAUCUCUGCCGCGAGAUUCCGCGAGGUUUCCGGUGUUGUGAUGAAUGUCUCUGGGAACAUGGCGGCUAGCGUCCGCGGCCGUCCUAUUCGAAGUGUUCGGGUGCGAGAUAAACGAUGUCGCAAUGACAGUGGAGAGGAAAACGUACCGCUGGAUCUUACUAGAGAGCCCUCUGAUAACAUGCGUGAAAUCCUUCAGAAUGUAGCCAAGCCACAUGGAGUCUCUAACAUGCGGAAACUAGGCCAUCUGAACAAUUUCAUAAAGCUUCUCUGCAGCGCUGGUUACUGUGUGAAGACAUUUGGGUUUACAUAUGAAGAAAUCAUUAUCUGCCUGCGGCUGGCACUCCUUAACGAGGCGAAGGAGGUGCGGGCGGCCGGCCUGAGGGCCCUGCGCUACCUCAUGAGGGACAGCAGCGUACUGCAGAGGAUCCUCCGGCUGCAGGUGGACUACCUGAUUUCUAGGUGCAUUGAUAUAAAGCAGAGCAAUGAAGUGGAACGAACCCAAGCUCUGCGGCUGGCCAGAAAGAUGAUCACCGUGAACGCCCUGCUUUUCCCGAACUCCGUCACCAACUCCCUGAUCGCCAUCGGUAGCGACGGUUUGCAGGAGCGUGACCCAAUGGUGCGGGCCUGCAUUGCCAUCGUCUGUGAGCUGGCCUUGAAGAACCCUGCGGUGGUGGCACAGAGGGGCGGGCUCUGCACCAUCCUGAAGAGUGUCAUCGACAGCCAGCUCAGCCGCAUCAAUGAGGCACUCAUCACCACCAUCCUGCACCUCCUCAACCACCCCCACACACGCCAAUACGUGCGCUCUGACGUCGAACUUGAGCAAAUUCUAGCACCUUAUACAGACUUUCACUACAGGCACAAUCCAGACACGACCGAAGCCCAGCUCAAAGAGGACCGACAAGCUCGUUUUUUAGCCAGUAAGAUGGCAAUUGUGGCAGCCUUCCGCUCCUGGUCAGGAAUCAUUAACCUUUGUAGAUCUGGAAACUCUGGCAUCCAGUCUCUCAUUGGUGUACUCUGUAUACCAAAUAUGGAAGUAAGAAAAGGGUUGUUGGAGGUGUUGAAUGAGAUUUUCCGCCUUCCUGUCCCCAUGGUGACGGACGAGUUUGAAGAAGCCCUUCACAGCAUUGACCCCAGCAGGUUUCAGGAUGGUUGGAGACUGUCCGACGGCUUUGUGGCGGCCGAGGCCAAGGUUGUUCUUCCUCAUCGGGCCCGUUCCAGGCCUGACCUCAUGGACAACUACUUAGCGCUGGUACUAUCUGCUUUCAUCACAAGUGGAGUUCUAGAGGGUCUGGUGGAGGUCAUCACCAGCAGCGAUGACCAGAUCUCAGUGCGAGCCACCAUCCUCCUGGGAGAACUGCUGCACAUGGCCAACACAAUCCUCCCUCACACGCACAGCCAUCACCUGCACUGUUUACCCACCCUCAUCAACUUGGCUGCCUCCUUCGACAUCACCCAGGAAAAAAGACUACGUGCCAGUGCAGCGGUGAACCACCUGAAGCGUUUCCACGAGAAGAAGAGGCGCGGCCCCAGGCCCCAUAGCCUGUACCUGGACCAAAUCAUCCGCAAGGCCAUAGACUCCCCGUACCGCAGGGAGGCACCAGUGCGGACGUACAAGGACAUCUACGCAUCCAUUAAGGACACAGAAGAAACACUUAUGCUGAACUUGAGGGAUAGUCACAUCCUCAACCACAAGCAGAACCUUGAGUGGAACUGGCUUCUGAUCUCCACUAUACUGAAGUGGCCAAAUGCUAACCUCAAAAACAACAAAGAUGAACAAAUGCACCGGUUCGCGCGACGGCUGCUCUACUUCUACAAGCCCAGCAGCAAGCUGUACGCCGCUCUGGAGAUGGAUCACAGCAGGGGCAGGCAGCUGACCGUGGUGGGAUGCCAGUUUGUGGAGUUCCUCAUGGACUCGGAGGAGGAGGGGCAGGCGUAUCUGGAAGAUCUGGUGAAGGACGUGGUGCAGUGGAUCCCCUCCACCUCGGGGGUGAAGCCCGAGCGCAGUCUCCAGAGCAACGGCCUGCUCAACACCCUCAGCCAGCACUACUUCCUGUUCCUGGGCACGCUGUCGGCCCACCCGAAUGGCGUCAAGGUUCUGGAGAAGUGCAGUGUCUUUCAGUGCCUGUUGAACAUGUGCUCCAUGAAGAACCAGGACGCCAUGCUGAAGCUCACCGUGGCUUCGCUGGACUACAGCCGGGAAGGCCUGGCACGGGUUAUUCUCUCAAAGGUCCUCACAGCGUCAACGGAUAUCUGCCGCAUGUACGCCACAAAGCACCUGCGGGUGCUGCUGCGGGCCAACGUGGAGUUCUUCAGCAACUGGGGCAUGGAGCUCCUGGUGACCCAGCUACAUGACCACAACAAAGCCAUUUCCGUGGAGGCACUGGACAUACUGGACGAGGCAUGCGAGGACAAGGCCAAUCUGCACACACUUAUCCAAAUGAAGCCAGCACUUUCUCACCUUGGAGACAAAGGAGUCCUAUUACUCUUAAGAUUCCUGUCCAUACCUAAGGGAUUUUCCUACCUUAACGAGAGGGGUUAUGUCACCAAGCAGUUGGAGAGAUGGCAGAGAGAAUACAACCUGAAGUAUGUUGACCUGAUCGAAGAGCAACUGAACGAAGCCCUCACUACGUACCGCAAGCCUGUAGAUGGGGAUAACUACGUACGGCGUAGCAACCAAAGGUUACAAAGACCAAAUGUAUAUCUUCCUGUGCACUUGUACGGCCAGCUUGUCCAUGAUAAGACUGGCUGCCACCUUCUCGAAGCCCAGAACGUUGUUCCUGACCUGAGUUAUAUUGUGCGCUCUCCAGUGUUGGAGAAGUGGGAGGGCAUCAAACAGCUCAAGGCAGCGCUGUGGGCUUUGGGUAAUAUUGGUUCCUCAAAUUGGGGUCUGAAUCUUCUCCAAGAGGAGGCUGUGAUUCCAGACAUUAUAGCUCUGGCCCAGCACUGUGAGGUCUUAUCCAUCCGUGGGACAUGUCUGUAUGUGCUGGGGCUGAUCAGUAAGACUAAGCAGGGCUGUGACGUGCUGAAACAGCAGGGCUGGGACGCGGUGAGGCACAGCCGCCGGCAGCUCUGGCCCGUGGCACCGGACGAGGUGGAACAGCCGCUGGCCACCGAGCUGUCGUCGGUCCCCAGCACGCUCAGCCUCAACUCCGAGUCCACCAGCUCCCGGCACAACAGCGAGAGCGAAUCACAGCCCAGUCUUUUCUACCUGGAGGACGACCGGUGCGACGGCCUGCCGUUCGCCGAGGAGCACUCCCAGCGCACGCGCUCCAAGCCCCAUAAAGACCGCAGCCGCUUCACCCUGCUGACCUCCAGUCGCCUGAUGCCCCGCGGCUUCCUCACCUCGCUCUCACUGGCCAGCAAGAAGCCGCGCAGCACCAGCGACCCCAAGAGCCUCAGUGGCCGGCACCACGAGGAGCAGAUGAGCGCCAGCAGGCGAGUCCGCACGGUCACGGAACCCGCCUCGCUCUGUUACAGCCCCUCUUCCGAAGUGUUCUUCAAUGGGGGCAGCAACUCGCCUCACAGCCCCACCAUCAGCCUGGAAACCUCCUUUCUGGGCAACCGGGUGGUGGCGGCGGCGGCGGCGGCCCAGCCUGGAGGUGGUGGAGGUGGUGGAGGGGGGAGCAGCUCCAGUGUCUGUGAGAUUGAGGUCUCUCUGCCCAAAAGCACAGGGGCCGGGCCAGGACCUGGGGCUGAGGCGGCAGGGGCGAGGGACCUGAAUGGCAGCCAGCGGGAGCGCCUGACCUCGGGAGACGGCCCCUCCUGCCUGACUUCGGGGGGCCCCACCUUCAAGAGCCGCAGCCAGAGCUUCAACACGGACACCACCACCAGUGGCAUCAGCUCCAUGAGCUCCAGCCCCUCCCGUGAGACGGCCGGAGGCACUGCCGCCACCACCGACACCGACUGCGCCAGUCUAGACACUGUGGUCAGUGCCAAGACGCUCAAGACGGUUGGCUCACUCACCCCUCCGCCCGAGUCCAACCACCUGCCCCUGUCCAAGGCCAGCUCCGUGUUGCUGAUGCCGCCGGGCUCAGCCCACACCCUGCCGCGCCGGGCGCAAUCGCUCAAGUCGCCCUCGGUAGCGGCGAUCAAGGGCCUGGUAGACUACGGCUUUAUUUACACAAGCCCACGCGACGCACUAGGCUACGCCACACUGAAGCGGCUGCAGCAGCAACGCAUCCACCCCUCACUCUCCCACAGCGAGGCGCUCGCCUCCCCCGCCAAGGACGUGCUCUUCACCGACACCAUCACCAUGAAGACGGGCAGCCUCGACUCUAGACUCACCUCACGCAGGUUCCUCAAGGCUCUGAGCUUUGCCUCCCUGGAUAAGGAGGACCUCCUGAGCCCCAUCAACCACGCCACCCUGCAGCGCUCCUCCUCCGUGCGCUCCAUGGUGUCCAGCGCCACCUACGGCUGGUCCGAUGACUUCGUGGGCCUGGCGCUUCCCGUGGACAUCAACGACAUGUUCCAGAUUAAAGAGUCCUCAUACUUUCAGAAACGAACAAGUCCAACAGCUGGGGAGAAAGUGAAUAAAUUCUUUGGGGAGUCAGAUGGCUUUGUCUCUGGCCCAGCUCUGAGGCAGCAGAUCAGCAUCUCGGAGCUGCUGGCCGGCAAUCGCCCCGACCAGCCGGGACAGGAGGGGGGAGGCCUUGAGGAUACGGGCCUGCAGGAGCACACGGAGGACAACUGCCUCUACUGCGUGGGCCUGUUGGUGCUGGGCUGCCCCACCGCUGGCAACCACCUCAACUCCACACACAACCGCAACGAAGUGAGUGACAAUCAGUACCCUACAUGGUGUGGGCCAACCAGUCACAACCACCUGGAGGUGGUACCCCAGUCCAAGUUCUCGGGGGUGUCGGGCUGCAGUGAUGCAGUGUCUGGGGGCUCGGUCAACAGCAGCACCCCUAGCGCAGACAUUGUCCUGGGUGUUAAGGCCAUGCCUGAGGACAUGCCAGCCUCCAGGGUGCUCCUGAGAAAGGAGGUGCUUCGGCUGGUGGUCAACCUCAGCUCCUCUGUGGGCACCAAGGGCCAUGAGACGGGCCUCCUCACGAUCAAAGAGAAGUUCCCCUACGCCUUUGAUGACAUUUGCCUGUACUCAGAGGUGUCCUACCUGCUGGCCAACUGCAUGUUCCGCCUGCCCUCCCGCCGCUUCAUCCAGGAGCUCUUCCAGGACGUGCAGUUCAGGCCCAUGUACGACGAGGCUGACACCAUGUUGUCGAUGCCACCAAAGACGGAGGAAGGAGACUUUGCUGCUGCGUCCUGAUCCUACCGAAGAAGCUCUGUACCCCCCCCUCCCCCUCCCGCAGAGCUUUUUCCUCCUACACCACACAUCCCCACCCACAUGCAGAGAAACAAAGCGACCAAGGACGAAUGGUGAGGGGGAGAACCUGGACAACAAGAGGGAGUUGAUGGAAAAAGGAGGGAAGGGUGUUGGAGGAAGACAGGGUAUGAACAAGUGAGAUGGAGAGACCAGGGAAAGGAUCCCGUCCCCUCUAUGUGCCCAUGUAGGAGAAGUGGAAAAGUUGGCAGAUCUGCGAUCAGAAACAAAACAAAACCGAAACCACAACAG